CACCCCAGCAACACGAUACCUAUGGGCCGAUGUCGACUUGGCAGCGAUGCACUGCCUUCUCAAUGCUUUGCAUCGGAUUGUGGGCCAACAAGACUGGAUCAGAGCGAGCUGCUCGUUGUAGCUUUUAUGAACGCCAUAUCCGAGUUCUCACUGUGGGGCAUGAUAUGUACCUGGACCUUGGCGACGGAGAAGUGCAAAGUAUUAUUCUGGGCGAAGUUCUCCAUGGAUACCUGGACAUGUUGAGACUUCGUGUCGAGGAGUUUAACGGCCGUUUCCCCGGCCUUCUUACUCUCCGCGUGGCAUUUCCCCGAAACCUCGAGAUUCAAGAUGCCAUCUUCUCGAUGGCAAGGAUAUGCUUGGUGCCGUCUCUGUGCAAGGUUUGGUGCUCGGCGAUGGAUGUUUUCAUACCCUCGACAGCCUUCUCAUCGAACGCAGCCCUCGCUUUCUUCCAGGCUAUUCCCGCGCGAUGCCCCCACCUACAAGUUUGGCACCUUGAUGUGGAGGAGUCCGAGGACGUUAUGUCCGACGAUUUCGCGGCACCAUCAGAACUGAUCAGCGUGACGAGAUCGGUGAUUUCGCAGGUUCCAAAUCUAUGCUGUUUCGCAGCUCCUGCAUGGUGCUUGAUUCCGUCAAUUUACGACGCUCUUGCCCGUCAACCCCUCCUCGGGCAGAUCAAGAUCACAGACUCGAACGAGUCAGUCCCGGAUUACUACGAUCUUGCCCGUCAACGUUCGAAUGACAUUCCAGCACAUAUGCCCUGGUUUCCUCGACUAGGCGUACUCCAUUUUCAAGGUCAUGAGGGGCUUGUCCUCGACGUUCUCCCUGAUCCAGCCAGAAUGGGCAGUGACGGGAGUACAAUCAGUCAAAUGCCCCUGCUUCAUACGGUCGAUAUCUUUGCAGGUAGGUCAGAUGCACAUGAAGAUCCAUCGCGGAUCCCGUCAUUGGUCAAGAUCAUAAAUUAUCUGCAAUACUGCCCAAAGAUCACCCAGCUUGAACUAUUCAUGGACUUCGCCCCUGCUCCAUCGGAUGCUGAUAUCGAACUAAUCGCGACACCCUGGCCCGCUCUUCAGGCUCUAUGCAUUUCACCAUGGUCUAUGAGUGGGAGGGCGGCUGCAGCGCUCACCUUGAAGAGUUUGCUGAUCCUGGCCGCGCGUUGUCAAGAAAUAGAUCGAAUCGAUCUGCAUUUAUGUCAUGGUCUAAUACCAGAAGUUCCAGCCCAGCAUCAGAUCUCCCGGGCAUCGCCCUGGAUCACCUUGUCAUUGACACAAACAACAUCUGAGGACUUUCUCCGACGUUUCUUCCGGAGGCUCUGGCCAGGCUUCAGGAGGGCAAUACUCGUCCCAUAA
Molecule: messenger RNA, 1346 nt
Organism: Dacryopinax primogenitus
Lineage: Eukaryota; Fungi; Basidiomycota; Dacrymycetes; Dacrymycetales; Dacrymycetaceae
Exons: 2
Coding region: 30-1346 (438 amino acids)
Source: RefSeq, a predicted model, not a curated record